AAAAGAUGGCAGCUCCCAUUUGGCUUCAAAAAUGUUAGUUUAUAGUUUCUAAACUUAUAGGAGCAUGGAUACCGAGAUAGAGGAUACCUUCGUGCUCAGCAUCAGCAUGGACUCGGAGGAAGAGGACACAUUCGUGCAAGGAACUGAUGCCAUGCCGGACAUGAGCAUGGACUCCGAGAUAGAGGAUACCUUCGUGCUCAAUAUCAGCAUGGACUCGGAGGAAGAGGACACAUUCGUGCAAGGAACUGAUGCCAUGCCGGACAUGGAAGCAGAUUCAUCCAGCAUUCCCUCACAUGGCAUCUCUCCCAAUUCUUCUGACCCAGUUCCAGGGCCUUCAGCAUCUACUCUGCCCCAAUGUGAGGACACCCCUCACACCUCUGCCCUCUCCCAGUCCGUCAACACCCCUCACACCUCUGCUGGAGGACAGGCUGGUGUGAGAGGCAGCAGAAACACAAGCCCACCUCCUGCAAAGAGAAGAUUGCUCAGAUCACCAUCCCCAUCACCUGGAAAGCCCUCAGGCACCUCACCUAGGCAAAAAUUUAGGGCCACACACAGAAAGUGGAGAGCAACUCUAGCAGAGAGAUACAUAGCCCCAGUAUCACAUUCAGAACGAGAGGACAGAUGGCGCGAUGCUUCAGAGGAAGAUGAGAGGCCUCCUCCAUUCCUGUUUCACCCCAGGAAGACCCCAGGAGUUCAGCUAGGUUUCCAGACAGAAUACAGCCCCUUGGAAAUCUUCCAGCUCUUCUUCCAUAAAGAGGUUAUUCGAACCCUGUGCAGAAAUACGAACAAAUACGCAGCACAGAGAACCGCAGCGGGCAUGAAGGGUCAGUGGACAGAUAUAGACGCUAAUGAAAUGUUUAAGUAUCUCAGCAUAACUGUCUAUCUUGGACUGGUGAGGCCUUCGUGUAUCCAGGACCUGUGGAGGAGGGACUGCUUGCACAGUUUCCCAUUUCCUGCUUUCGUGAUGACUGGGAAGCGGUAUAUUGCCAUCAGCGCAAACCUUCACAUGAGUGAUCCAGCAGAAGAUGUCAGACAUUAUCAGCGGCGAGGUCAGCCUGAGUAUGAUCGCCUCUUCACCCUCAAACCGCUGCAGGACCAGAUCCUGACUUCCUGCCAAGCCUACUACCACCCGCGCCAGAACAUCUCUAUACACGAACGUAUGGUGGCCACUAAGGCAAGGAUUGGGAUAAAGCAAUAUAUGAAGAACAAGCCCACCAGGAGGGGGUUCAAGCUGUUUGUCCUGACUGAGAGCGUCAGCGGCUACACAUAUAACUUCUCUAUCUAUGCGGGGAAGGCUAGGAAUCCGUCAGGAAAUGGCCUAAGUUUUGAUGCUGUUGUCAACCUGAUCCAUGUGCCUACUCUGGGCACGGGGUACACAGUGUAUACGGACAACUUUUAUACCAGUUCAAAACUCUUCCUUCACCUGCAGAGCAUGGGCUUCGGAGCCUGUGGAACCAUCAGUGAGAGCAGGAUAGGUUUCCCAAAAACAACAGUUAAUGCUUUGCCAAAAAAAGUGGACCGUGGUGGCAUGCGAUGGAUCAGGGCUGGCACAAUGCUGUUUGUGAAGUGGAGGGACACGCAAGAUGUCAAAAUGUGCUCCACUGUACACAAAGCUUACGAUGGGGAAUUUGUGCGGCGACGAGUCAAAAGUGAAAAUGGCACCUGGUCCUUCCGAGAGGUCCCCAUACCAGAGCCUGUGAGACAAUACAACAAGUUCAUGGGAGGAGUUGACUCGUCUGACACUCUCAUGAAGUACUUCUCCAUGAUGCAGAAGACCAGGUGCUGGUAUGUGAAGCUGUUCCUCCACUUUAUUGACAUUGCGGUGGUGAACAGCUUCAUCAUCCAUAAGGAGAUGGUGCUAGCAAGGCACCAGAAACCCCUCACCCAGAAGCGCUUCAGGGAGGUGUUGUGCAUGGAGCUGGCUGGUGGUGGACAGCCACAGGAAUCACUACAGGUGCCCAUACAGACAAAAGGCCCAGAGCAGAUGCAAAACGGGUGCUUACCUGUUCCUGUGUGCAAGUUAUCUACUGAGCCUCACCUGAAAGCCUCACAAGGAAGGAGGAAAUGUGUGCACUGUAAAAUGAAAACAAUGUUCAGGUGCAGAUCUUGCAACGUUUCACUCUGCAUGGUUGUGGACCGUUUGUGCUUCACAGAGUGGCAUGACAAAAACUUAAAGUCAUAGGAGGUAGUAAGAGGCAGAUGCAU
This is a messenger RNA of Electrophorus electricus (electric eel), 2205 nucleotides long. NCBI's taxonomy places the organism in Eukaryota, Metazoa, Chordata, Actinopteri, Gymnotiformes, Gymnotidae. The record is from RefSeq and is a predicted model, not a curated record.